AUGACUCAAAGUUCUCCACCUGUUGAAAACAAAACGAAUGCUAAAAAUAAUACUGAUGAUACCAAAACUAACCGAUUUGAAGACAUUAUAACAAUUAAUGAUUCUACCGAACAACCAACAGUUAAAACAACAACAUACAAAGCAUAUUUUUGUAAUACAUCUUCUGUAUUUUACAUGGAAAAUGUUUGUAACAAUUCUUCAACCUUGGGAAUUGAUUUGUCUGACAGAGGUUUAACAUCUCUCCCACAAGGAGUAUUUAAUGAAUUAAUAUCUCUACGUCGUUUAAAAUUACAUUCAAACAAACUGUCAAGUCUUGAAAAUAAUACUUUCAAUAGCUUGUCCAAACUAGAACAUUUAGAUAUCAGUUAUAAUAGUUUAAUAUCUGUUCCACAAGAAAUAUUCAAUGGAUUGAUAUCUCUAAAUCGGUUGACUUUGGCAUCAAAUCAAUUGACAAGUCUUAAGCCUGAUAUUUUUAAUAACUUGUCAAAUAUGACAUAUUUACAUAUCGAUGAUAAUAAUUUAACAUCUCUUCCACAAGAAAUAUUCAAUAGAUUGAUAUCUCUACGAGGUUUAAAAUUAAAUUCAAAUAAACUGAUCAGUCUGGAGCAUAACACUUUUAAUAGCUUGUCCAAGCUUGAAUUUUUAUAUAUCAGUAAUAAUAGCUUAACAUCUCUUCCACAAGGAAUAUUUGAUGGAUUGAAAUCUCUAACUUUGUUGGAUUUAGAAUUUAAUAAACUGUCGAGUCUUGAAAAUAAUACUUUUGAUAGCUUGUCCAAACUUCAAACUUUAUAUAUCAGUAAUAAUAAUUUAACAUUUCUUCCACAAGGAAUAUUUAAUGAAUUGCAGUCUCUAGAAUCGUUGGAUUUAUCAUCAAAUAAACUUACAAGUCUUAAACCUGAUAUUUUUAAUAGCUUGUUUAAACUCACUCAUUUAUACAUCACAAAAAAUAACUUAACAUCCCUUGAACAUGAAUUAUUCAAUGAAUUAAAAUCUUUAAUUUUUUUACAUUUGCGAUCCAACAAAUUGACAAGUCUUCCGUCUAAUAUUUUCAAUGAGUUGAUUCAUCUUAUCGAUUUAGAUAUUGGUAAUAAUGAUUUAACAUCUCUCCCACAAAAUAUAUUUAGUGAAUUGAAAUCUCUACGUCGGUUGAAAUUAGAUACAAAUAAACUGACCAGUCUAGAGCUUAAUACCUUUCAUAAUUUGUACAAACUUGAAAUUUUAUCUAUUAGUAAUAAUAAUUUAACAACUCUUCCACAAGGAAUAAUUGAUGAAGAGGAAUCUAAUAUUUUCGAUGACUUGAUAAAUCUUAAAGUUUUAGAUAUUCAUAAUAAUAAUCUAACAGAUCUUCCAACUUAUAUUUUCUUUGAAAACUAUGCUCUUCAAUUUUUAUGUUUACAAUCAAACAAUCUCAAUGAAUUGAAGCCUGAAGUUUUCGAUGACGUAAUGCAGCUUCAUUUGCUCAAUAUUGAAGAUAAUAAAUUCAGCCUUACAGACGAUGAUAAAAAAUUAAUUUUAAACAAUAUGCAACAGCAAAGUUACGAUGAAUCUACUCCAUAUAAUAUUAUUAGAAACGAACAGUGCCCUUUAUCACUGGAAUAUGAAAUACAAAUUGGUUCAUUUCAUUUCAAUAUUCGUAUACCUUAA
Messenger RNA from Aphidius gifuensis, 1644 nucleotides. RefSeq names its product leucine-rich repeat-containing protein 15-like. Lineage: Eukaryota; Metazoa; Arthropoda; Insecta; Hymenoptera; Braconidae. The transcript is spliced from 2 exons. Bases 1 to 1644 code for a protein of 547 amino acids. Gene Ontology annotation, molecular function: protein binding. The record is from RefSeq and is a predicted model, not a curated record.